This is a messenger RNA of Aricia agestis (brown argus), 2823 nucleotides long. RefSeq lists its product as uncharacterized. The transcript is spliced from 7 exons. The coding region runs from base 181 to 2208 and encodes 675 amino acids. The record is from RefSeq and is a predicted model, not a curated record. Lineage: Eukaryota; Metazoa; Arthropoda; Insecta; Lepidoptera; Lycaenidae.
UCUUCAUAUUAUAUGUUUGUUAUUUCUUUCAGUGAGAGUUUUGUGUAUGUUUUUUGAUCGGUAAUUGUAGUUAUAAAUUGUGAUAAAUUUCUCUGAGCCCUUGGAAAUUUAUAAACAGUACUAUAUUUUCUAAACCUGGUUACUGGUUGUUUAUUUAAAACAAUUCCCGCCUAUUUGAAAAUGGAAUCGGUGCAUGAUCGUCUUAACAGACUGAGGGAAGAGCGCUUAGCUAGAGAAAAGGCUCGCAUUGAAAAGUUACGUGAGUUGAAUUUAAAGAAAUAUAAUAAAAAUGAGGCUCAAACAAUUAAAAGUAACAGCCAGACAAAUGUUGGUGCCAAUAGAUCCGUUUCAGCUCCAGCAAGAACCAAUAAUAAUCUGAAUGCUAGAAAAGCAAAUGUCAUAAGCAGCAAAGUAAGUAAUGCAAGUGGUGAUGCAAAAUUACCUAAAAAUGAGAAAACUUCAGACUCCAAACCCAAAACAACUCCCAUAAAUAAGGCUGGUAACACUAAAUCAAAAAAUGAAACUUCAGGUAGAAAUAAUGCAAAAAAUAUAGCAGAAACAAAACCUAUUGAACAAAUUAAAUCUCGUCCAAAUUAUAAACAUAAUGUCACCUCAGUUACACAUAAUGUUAAAAAUGCACCAGAGGUCAAGCCUGAUCAAAAUAAAACUUUUCCUAAUGAUAAAGUAAAAUUGAAUGUGUUUAGUAGAAGAAGUUUUGUACCAUCAAAGGGUCAGAGUGGUCAAACAAGCACUGCUGCUCUUUCUAAGCCUACUAAAGUAUCAGAAAGUAGGAAAAGUCUUGCACCAUCCAAGCAAGAUGGCGAUCCAAAGCCACGGGAGUCAGUUUUUGACAGGCUCUACAAACCCAAAGUCAUUCCAAAAAUAACUAUAGACAACAAUGCAAGUAAGUUGAAAACAGAUCCAAAUUAUUUAAAGCAAGUCAUAAGAGAUUCUAAUUUGAUAAUAAACAAAAGACAUACAGUGUUUGACAAUAAGGAAAAACUGUCAAUGCCUGUGCGCAGGUCCAUAUCUGCUGUGCACUUCAAAAGAAUAAGCAAACAGGAAUUGAGCAACUGCGUACACAAAUGGGCAUCAAUAGGAGAGAAGAUUAAUAAAGUUCAUUUAAAUGAGGUCAGCGAGGAUGAGAGUGUGAAGGAGGAAAAAGUUGUAUCUGCUGUUAAAAGCGAAAGAAAGAGGGUUAAGUUCCAAACACCUGCCUCGUCAAACUUCAACACCCCUAAACCUCAAGAGCUGCAGGAGCGACUACAGAAGUGGUUGCAGAAGCGAGGUAAAGCUCUGGAUUCCUAUCAUCACUUACAAUGUUUCGGAUUGCACCAUUUACCACGAAGUGUUGGUAGCAUAUCUAGUAAGCUCGACCUUUGCGAAGACGAAGAAAACAAGGAGAACAUUGCACUGGAGCAUGACAGCGACAAUGAAUCAUAUACGGAGAAUGUAAACAAUAAAAUGGAUGAAUUAACUGUUGAACCUAAAAUUGAUUUGGCUCUCGACAAAUGGAGGAGGGCCAGCUGUGUCAGUGACAGCAUAGGCUUUAAUGAAAGCUGUGAAACUACCUUAACUAGUGCAGAGGAGCUACACCAUGUUGAUGAGCUGCUUUUUGGUGCUUUACAUGAUCUGACAGAGUUGCUGCGUGAGGGUUUUGACUGGGAGCAGUGUGCCCGCUGGCUGCGUGCCAUCCGCGAGAGGUUCCCGGAGGCACCUGAGGGUGCCGCGUACUGGGAGUGCCGCGCCGCGCUCGAGGAGAGGCGGGGCGAUCUGUCUGCCUCCGUCCAGUGCUGGGAGAGAGCCAUCGCUAACGGCACAGAGCAAUCUGUAGUAGAAGCAAAUCUUGAUCAGCUGUUAGACAAGUUUAUGCAGUUGAAAAUCAGCCCCAGCAGUGGACGGAAUCGAGAAGUGGAUCCCAAGAUGGUUGACGUUAAAAACGUCUUCAAGAGUACCAUUAUCCGAUUCGCCGUACGACAAGCUAAGUUGCGUCAAUCUAACGGUACACCUAAGUACACGGUGACGCCGGUGCGGCGCAGCUCGCGGAUCAGCCUCAUACCGCGCGCGCACACGCCCCUCACGGAGCCCCGCCCCUCGUCACGCCCCGCCCACCGCACGCCCCUCAGCGUGUGCAAGUCCUUCCAUCAAGCUGCCGAGCUGUUUCCCGUAGAGUUCAAACCUAAUAAGGCUCUGCUUAAAACACCGUAAUUAUUGUGGUAGUCGAGGUAUUAGUAUCUUGUAUAUUUUUCCACUAAGGAAUAUACAGUACACAUCUUUGUUAUCUUCGCCCUAUAUAAUACACAGCUUAAGCUAGGUGCGGUUGCGACCUGAAAUUGUUUUCAUUGGUAGAAAAAUUCGCAAAACUUUGUUGAAAUAGAAGACUCACAUUGGAAUUAGCUACAUUUGGCAAUGUCGUGUUCAUUAGGAUGGGCAUGGCUCAAGCAGUGUAUUAGAUAAAAGACUUAUAUGGCCUCUGGGAAGUUCUGUAAAAUAUUAUUUAGGCCUUGAUAAAUUUGAUUUUCAUGUCAAAAGUCUAACUUGAAAAUGCUGUUGACAGCUUACAAUUUGUUUUGAAUAUACAACACAUAACCAAUGGCACAAACUGUUAUAAGUUGCAGUUGGACUUAUCUUGAUUAGAACUGCUAUAGCUAAGAAACUUUUAAGACACUUUAAUUUUGCAAUACUUACAUAUUAUUCUAAUUAGUUUUUAUAACGCAUGAUAUUGCAUUUAACACGUAGGCUAAGAUUUUUUCCAUUGUUCACGAAAGAAUGAGAAUCUAUAGGUGUGUUGUUGUUUUAAUCUUAGCAUUUUGCUUCAAGCAU